Molecule: messenger RNA, 1043 nt
Organism: Canariomyces notabilis
Lineage: Eukaryota; Fungi; Ascomycota; Sordariomycetes; Sordariales; Chaetomiaceae
Exons: 5
Coding region: 159-1004 (281 amino acids)
Source: RefSeq, a predicted model, not a curated record
GCGUUGUCCCUUUACAGAAGAAGAGCAUUUUCUCCAAGGUCGAAAGAUCAUUGGCACCCUAUCUCCUCGCUCGGGGAUAUUCUGCCCCAGAGCCUUCAAGCCCCUUUGAAUGAGAGAAGACACGGAAAGCCGGCCGCCAGAGGUACGAAACCGAUGGUAUGAGUACCCUUUCCAGCCAGGGAACUGCAAGCAGCGAGCUACCUGCGGACCGGGCGAGUCGAGGACACACUUGCCCACAAAAUUUGACUUACGCUCUCACAUCACAAUACACAACCUAUCUUCUUCUGUUAAAGAUCAACAUGGGUGGUAAAGUUUGGUCAGAGGAAGAAGAGGACGUUUUCUGGAACCGCUUGAUGCCCCAGUCGCCCAAGCGCUUGGGAGCUGACCGUGAGCGGUUUGAGGAGAAGUCCUGGCAGUGGGUCGCCCAGCAGAUGACCGAGAUCAUGGGCGACAAGGCGCGCCGCGAGUACACUCAUCUCGGUGUUUUUGAACACUAUUUCCAGAAUGCUGGUCUGGGCCGCUUCUCUCCCCAUGCCGGCAAGUUGCCUCUGAAGUACUUCAAAGCUGAGCACGCUCAGAAGAAGGAGAAAGAGGACGCCCAGAAGGAGAAAGAGAAGAAGGAGAAGCAGAAGGCUACCAAGGAUGGCGGCAUCCGCAAGUGUAAGGUUCCCAUGACACGACGGCAAGAUCCCUCCGUGAGCUGGAACGCGUCAAUCCCCAACGCCCAGCACCCGACUGCCUGGAUUCCCCUCAAUUCCUCGAUUUCCUGGUCGUACCAUGGGCAGUGCCCGGCUUCCUCCCCGACGACUCUCGCGACAAGCGCCGCUCCCGCCCUGUCGAGCCCUCCUCCCCGAGACUUGAUGCCCCCUCAAUACUACAUCGACCGUUUUCUCGCUAACCACGAUCGGGACGGAGAAGAGAGCCUCUUUGUGGCACAGGACGACGUGCCCUGCUCUUCCUCGCAUUCACAAGCGAUAGGGCCGGCAUGGAGUAUGGAUUCGUGAGGGACACAAUGGGCAGCUGGAGAAGUGUCUGAACCGUCA